Aspergillus japonicus CBS 114.51 is the source of this 386-nucleotide messenger RNA. RefSeq lists its product as uncharacterized. NCBI's taxonomy places the organism in Eukaryota, Fungi, Ascomycota, Eurotiomycetes, Eurotiales, Aspergillaceae. The transcript has 3 exons. Bases 125 to 337 code for a protein of 70 amino acids. The record is from RefSeq and is a predicted model, not a curated record.
CCGCCCACUUCCCUUGAAGCAACAUGGUCGGUCGGCCAGUCAGAUGGAUACUGCACAGCAGCACAGGCCAAUCUUCCACCCGAUGACGUUCCACGGAUCGGCCCCCCGUUGGCCGCGGUGAAGGAUGCAGGGAAAGGGAAAGGGAGUGGUUGUGGUUCAGGUACCCAGACAGACCCGACAGAUCCCUUCGAAGAGACCUAUCAAAGACCCCCGAAGGAUGAAUAUCGCCAAGAUGAAACAGAGAAGUCUCCGACAGUUGUUCAUUUUGAUUCAUUUUUGCUUUUUUUUAUUCUGGAAGAAAGUCCGCAAAGAAGCCCAGCCCAGCCCUAAUUGUUAGUUUUCUCUCUGUUUGUCCAGGUACCCAGUCAUUCCUUUGUCAUUGGACA